This is a messenger RNA of Guyanagaster necrorhizus, 2193 nucleotides long. RefSeq names its product FAD-binding domain-containing protein. The transcript is spliced from 17 exons. The record is from RefSeq and is a predicted model, not a curated record. Gene Ontology annotation, cellular component: membrane. Lineage: Eukaryota; Fungi; Basidiomycota; Agaricomycetes; Agaricales; Physalacriaceae. Gene Ontology annotation, molecular function: D-arabinono-1,4-lactone oxidase activity; FAD binding. The coding region runs from base 472 to 2013 and encodes 513 amino acids.
GUAACAACCCGUUCAUUAAUAUUCCGAAUUAAUGGAACAGCAGGUACACCUUUCGGACCAUCAUGGAGAGGUUCUUGUAGUAUGCCUGCCAGUGGAAAGCCCUGUGAUUUGACGCCCUGUGAUUCGAUGCCUGAUCACAAGGUACCCGCGAAGCACUACACAAUGUCAAAACACCCUGUUUCCGUGCUUCAACUGGACAGAUAGCAGAUUUCUCUUGUCUUUGCCGCCCUAUUGACGAUGCACAGGUUCUCUCUCCCUUGCCUGACCAAGCAGCCAAGGGAUGUUUGACUAGGGCUCACGCGACCUUUCGUGGCAAUUCAGUAGCCACAUGUUUACAGACCAGUUGAUCCUCACCAGAGCAUGCAGCAGUUCUUCGAGAAUACAGCCUGAUGUCCUUGGUAGCAUGUGUUAUAGCGAUGGGGAGGCCAUUUAUCUCUCUCGUCAAUAUUCGUGAACUCUUGGCGCUCGACGAUGCUGAACCUGAAUCAUAUUCUUACCUUCUUUCUUACCCUCUCCCUUUUCUCCUUGGUCGCUGCUGAACCUUACAACACCUUCGACGGACCCGGGUUUCCCGCAUGCAAUGCCGUUUCGCAAGUCUAUCAGCCUUCCACGGUUGACGAGAUAGUCAGUAUUGUCAAGAAUGCCAGUGAUAACGGCAUUCCUGUCCGAGCCAGUGGCAAUGGGCAUAUGUGGUAUGAUACCAUGUGUUCAGACGAUCCUAACACAAUCAUAAUUAAAACCGACGCUGUUAACGGCAUCUCCGAUCUCCAAUUGACAGAUGGUGUCGGAAGUGUAGUUGUUGAGGCCGGCGUCACGUUUCCACAAUUGGCAGAAUGGCUACAUGAACGUGGUGCAGCCCUUGGAUAUACCCUAGUUAAUUGGAACAUUACUAUCGCCGGCGCCGUUGCUAUGGGUGCCCACCGGUCCUCUUUACGUGAGGACUCUCAGGUUUCUAGUGCCGCGAUGGCCCUAGACAUCAUCAACGGACAGGGUGAUCUUGUUCAUCUUGAGAGGGACCAAACCAAUGACACCUGGCUGGCCGCUACCACAUCCCUCGGACUGCUUGGAGUCAUCGCCCGAGUGGAGAUUGCGGUCGUCUCAGAUUACAAGGUGUACGCGAAUCAGACCAUUUUAGAUGAGGACGAUGUCUUGAAUGGAGAUAUAUACGCGCAAAUUUCGCCCUAUGUGACUGCAAACUAUUGGUGGUGGCCAGGACUGAAAAAGUUCCAUCUUCGAACGUAUGGUGUGGUUGAUAUUGAUCAGCCAGAAGACGCUUUUCAGUCAACCUUUUCUGUGACAGAGAUCGAAGCGAACCUUGCACUUACCCUACUCAACGCCGGUCAGAACCUCAGCCUUCCCAACUUCUUUAGUGAGAGCGUGUUGUACGCCAUCUGGACAGCUCCAAACUUCCAUGAGAAAACAUAUAACGUGCCUCUUCUAAGCUGGCCUGUUUAUGGAACGGCUUAUGACGUCCUCAUCGGAGGCCUGUAUCCAAACGAGGAGACGGAGUGGUACUAUGGCCUGCAUGGCCUGACUUUGGAGUUCGCAGUUCCUGUUACACAAGCCAAUCAACUCCUGAAGCGCGUUCGUGAACUAUUUGACCAAUCGGCAGCUGAUGGCGAAGCAGUGACGUCGACGUAUCGAAGUGGUAUCAACAUCAAAUUUGGGAAACCAUUCGAUAGCCUCUUGGGUCAAACAACUGAACGUGCCGGUGAAAUUCCCGGUGAUUGGUCAAAGGCGGGUGGUGCCAUUAUGUUUGACUUCCCAACCUUUCGCCCAACCUUGGGUGACCAUCAUCGCUAUAACGAAGAAUGGUAUGCGACUUUGGCCACUACGCUUAUUAAUGAAUUCCCAGUCCGUCCUCACUGGACCAAGAAUACUCGUUCCAUAUUCCAACAGGCUUUGAAGAAUCUUGAUCAGGAUAGCCUGUCCCGAUUUGCGGAGGUCAGAAAACAGUUUGACCCGAAUGGCACAUUUAAGAGUAUCGUUGGAGAGAUUAUUGGAGUGAUGUGAACAGACUUCAUGAAUAUGACCUCGUCGAGUCUGUUUCUAUCUCGUGAUGACUGUUGAUACCUAAAGCCGGCACUUCAAUCGUUGUACUAAGCCUAUAAAUCUAUAUAACAUAUAAUGAGUACUUGUAGUUCUGCUUUCUCGUAUCUCUGUAAAGAAAGAUUAAGUAUUCACUUUUACCGC